UAAUACGAAGGUGGAGGUGGAGAUUUGUAUUCAACUUUUGGAGAAGGAGAAUAUGAUGGUGGUGGUGGAGAACUGUAGACGUAUGGUGGUGGAGGAGACUUAUAGUCAACCUUUGGAGAAGGGGAUGGUGAGUAGUAUGGUGGUGGUGGUGGGGAACUGUAGACGUAUGGUGGUGGAGGAGAUUUGUACUCAACCUUUGGAGAAG
This is a messenger RNA of Eruca vesicaria subsp. sativa (arugula), 205 nucleotides long. The record is from the annotation of a GenBank genome assembly. Lineage: Eukaryota; Viridiplantae; Streptophyta; Magnoliopsida; Brassicales; Brassicaceae.